AGUGGAGUGUGUUUGGAGACAGAGCUGGAAAGAGUGUGUGUGAGGGGGCUCUAUGGACAUGUCAUAGUUCACUCUGGAAGCCUGAUCAAGCUGGUGGAGGUGUUUUUAGACUUUACAUCAUACCUAGGAUGAGGACUCAAUUUGGAGUUUUAUUUUUGUUGGCCCUUUGGCCGGUCCAGUCAGGUGCUUGGUUCUGGUCCUGGACUGGUACAACAGCUCUGCCCCCAACAGUGGAACAUGAGGGGUCUGGCAGUCCAGCAGGCAGUGGAGAACCACCACCAGAGAGUAUUGCAAGGGUUGGAGCCGAGAUCAUUGAUGAGGCGCAUGAUGUUGCUAAAGUUGUGCAGACCUGGGAUAGAACCACUGAGGCUCCUCAACUGACCCCUCUAUUGCCUACAACACACUUGGACAAUGAGCCUGCUUCAGAAAAGGGAUCUGCAAGGAUUUCAUCUCGAAACCGUGAAUCUGAGGAGAGUGGCGUCUCCCUGCUGCAGCUGAUUGGAGAUCCUCCUCCAAAUGAGAUCACCCAGGUCUACGGUCCCGAUAACAGCCCUGGCUACGUCUUUGGUCCUGAUGCCAACACAGGCCAGCUGGCCCGCGCCCACCUGCCCAGUCCAUUCUUCCGAGACUUCGCCCUCAUCUUCAACUUGAAACCCACUUCUGAUAGGGGCGGCAUCAUCUUUUCCGUCACAGACUCCUCACAGCGGAUCAUGUACGUGGGAGUGAAACUGUCUGCUGUGCAGGGCGGAAACCAAAAUGUCAUCCUGUACUACACAGAGCCCGACUCGCAGCAGUCCUACGAGGCAGCCAGGUUCCUUGUUCCCUCCAUGAGGGAUACCUGGACUCGUUUUGCCAUCGCUGUGAAAGACGACAAGGUGAUGUUCUACCUCAACUGUGACACAGACCCUCAGGUGAUGGGCUUUGAGAGAUCCCCUGAUGAGAUGGUGCUGGAGGCUGGAGCUGGAGUCUUUGUUGGGCAAGCUGGAGGAGCUGAUCCUGAUAAGUUUCUGGGGGUCAUCGGAGAGCUGAGGGUGGUGGCAGACCCCCGCGCUGCUGAGAGACACUGUGAGGACGACGAAGAUGACUCAGAUAUGGCUUCAGGUGAAGGAAGCGGCUUGAGAGAAACUGGAAAGCCAAAACCAGCUGAGGAGAAACCAAGAUGGACAACUGCUCCUCCCUCUUCUCGGCCUAUCCAGCAGCCACCAGUGAUCAAGAAAGAGGAGGUGUCACUUUCAAGAGAAACUGCAACUGACUCCCGGCAGGUUUCAGUUCCUGUGGAGUCAAGACCCGGACUUCCUGGGUCACCAGGGCCAGUUGGGUCUAAAGGAGAAAAGGGCGACCAAGGAGACCGAGGACUGAAAGGAGACAGGGGUCCGAUCGGGCCAAAGGGAGAUUCUGGCUCCAGCUCCAGCUCCCGGGGUGGAGCCCGCGGAGAGAAGGGGGAACUGGGAGAAAAAGGAUCAAAGGGCUCUGCAGGCUUUGGCUACCAAGGUACAAAGGGAGAGCCUGGUCCACCUGGGCCAGCUGGUCAACCAGGCCCUCCAGGGCCCGCCACUGAGUUUUCAGUUGGCAAUGAUGGCACAGUUGCUUCCAGAGUCCCAGGACCUCGAGGACCAGCUGGACCACCAGGUGCCUCAGGACCCGAGGGACCACCAGGAGCUGAUGGGGAGCCAGGUGAUCCUGGUGAGGACGGGAAAACUGGUUCCGAUGGUCCUCCAGGGUUCCCAGGAACCCCAGGUGAUUCUGGAGUCAAAGGAGAGAAGGGAGAUCGUGGAGAAGGUCAACCUGGCGCCAGGGGGCUCCCAGGACCUCCAGGACCCCCAGGACCAGGCAUGAGAUCUACUUUUGUGGACAUGGAGGGCUCUGGAUUUCCUGAUCUGGAAUCUGUGCGGGGACUUCCUGGCCCACCAGGUCCUCCUGGUCCCCCAGGUCUUCCUGGUCCCUCUACAAGAGGCACAGCAUCUGCCUCUGGGGCAUUUGGUCCUCCAGGAAAGGACGGGGCUCCUGGUCAACCAGGUUUGCCUGGUUUGCCGGGUACUGAUGGUUCUCCAGGACUUCUUGGUCCUAAGGGAGAAAAGGGGGAUUCAGGCGUGCUGGGUCUUCCAGGUGCCGUUGGAGGAAAGGGAGAUCAAGGAGACCAUGGUUUACCUGGAUCUCCAGGCGAACCUGGAUUGGCUGGUCUGCCUGGACCCAUAGGACCAGUUGGGCAACCUGGGCCUCCAGGACCUCCUGGACCAAGUUAUCGUGUUGGAUUUGACGACAUGGAGGGCUCUGGUGGUUUCUCAAAUGGACUCCCUGGUGUCAGAGGACCAGAAGGAAGACAGGGUCUUCCUGGCUUGCCUGGACUUCCAGGUAAACCUGGGUUCCCUGGUUUACCAGGUCAGAAGGGCCAUGAAGGUCCUAUUGGACGAGACGGUCAAGCCGGGCUGGAUGGCUUCCCUGGACCUCAGGGACCAAAGGGCAACAGUGGGGACAGAGGAGAGAGGGGAGACCCAGGUCGAGAUGGAAACGGGAUUCCAGGACCACCCGGUCCCCCUGGACCACCAGGACAAAUCAUCUAUCAGAUAUCUGGCAAUCCCGAUGGAAGCGCCGGCACUGUGGGAACACAGGGAGGACCUGGUUUACCUGGGCAGGCUGGAUUCCCUGGUCCUAUUGGACCAAAGGGUGACACAGGAGAACCGGGCAUCCCAGGCUAUGCAGUGAAGGGGGAGAAAGGUGAGCCAGGCUUGGUGAUCGGACCUGAUGGAAACCUUCUGUCUCUGGAGGGCCUUACAGGUCUGAAGGGCGACAGAGGACCAGCAGGACCUGUCGGACCCUCUGGUCAGUAUGGACCUUCUGGACCUAAGGGUGAAAUUGGAAUGCCUGGAAGACCUGGUCGACCCGGUGUGAAUGGUUACAAGGGUGAGAAAGGAGACCCCUCUGGCUAUGGCUACCCAGGAGUUCCUGGCCCACCAGGACCACCAGGACCCCCCGGAUCCGCUGGACCAGCUCUAGAUCGCUUCAAUCGCUACGAAGACAUCUCAAGGAACCACUACGACAGUAAAGGGGAAAAAGGAGAGCGUGGUGACACAGGACUUCCAGGGAUCCCAGGAACAGCUUCUAAUUUUGAUAUUUACGCAUUUAAGAAUGAACUGAAAGGAGAGCGUGGAGAAAAUGGUGGGAAGGGAGAGAAGGGAGAGCCAGGUGGUGGAUUUUAUGACCCUUUUGGAGGAGUACAAGGCCAACCAGGGACUCCUGGAAAACCAGGCCUCCCGGGGCCAAAGGGAGAGUCUAUUGUUGGCCCUGCUGGACCUCAGGGGCCACCAGGAGCACCAGGGAUUGGUUAUGAUGGCCGUGCAGGGCCUGCAGGACCACCUGGCCCCCCAGGACCCCCAGGGUCUUCCUUACUACCAGGAGCAUACAGACCCAAUCACUCUGCCAGCCUUCCUGGACCUCCUGGUCCUCCUGGUCCACCUGGAAAUCCUGGUCAAUCCUCAGGAGUAACAGUCCUGAGAUCAUAUGACACCAUGAUUGCUACUGCCAGGCGUCAGACAGAGGGCAGCCUCAUCUACAUCAUAGACAGAGCAGACCUGUAUCUGAGAGUACGAGACGGACUGCGGCAGGUCAUGCUCGGAGACUACAGCCCCUUCUUCAGAGAUCUGGAGAAUGAGGUUGCUGAAGUCCAGCCCCCACCUGUGAUCCAGUACCCUCAGUCCCAGGAUCAGUCACACAACAAUGGAGCUGGCCAUUACUCCCAGGGGGGUUCUUCCAUACGUCCCAUUGAGCCUCCGCCACGCACCCCUGUAGACCCCAGAUACCCCCCACAGUAUGAUCCCAGAUUCCCAGACCCAAGACAUACAGGCCAGACAGACGGAAGACUAGCUAGCAAACACACGGAAAACAGACACCCUGUCACACCACAGAGACUACCCAGCCCACCUGUACCUCAACCUGCAGGCAACCUGGACACAUCAGGAUCAGGGCUCCGCCUUAUCGCCCUCAACGCCCCUCAGAGUGGAAACAUGCGAGGAAUCCGUGGAGCAGACUUCCUGUGCUUCCAGCAGGCUCGCGCUGUAGGCCUGAAGGGAACCUUCAGAGCUUUCCUGUCCUCCAAACUUCAAGACCUCUACACCAUCGUCCGCAGGUCGGACAGGGACACCUUCCCUAUCGUUAACCUGAAGGACCAAGUGCUGUUCAGCAGCUGGGAGUCGGUCUUUGGUGACGAUGCCAACAGAAUGAAGGAGAAUGUUCCGAUCUACUCCUUCGAUGGCAGAGACAUCCUCAGGGACAGUGCAUGGCCAGAGAAAAUGGUCUGGCACGGAUCGAACAACAAAGGCCACCGUCAAACAGACCACUACUGUGAAACCUGGCGGGCGGGCGACCACGCUGUGUCUGGUCUGGCAUCGUCGCUACAGAGCGGACACCUCCUGCAGCAGACGCCCAGCGGCUGCUCCGGCUCCUACAUCGUCCUCUGCAUCGAGAACGCCUUCACAUCACACUCCAAAAAAUAAAUCCCGUCCAUCGUCCUCCUUUGUUUUUUCGUUCUGGGCCCUAGGUAAACACAGUUUUUAAUUCCCUGACAACACGCCUUGUGAACAUGUGGCGUCCAAUGAACUGGCCCUGAGGCUCUUUGCCUGGCAGAGACGCUUUGCAUCGUCUGCUCCUCCCCUCCACAAACGCCAAAGAGAUGGGUCGAACAGAGGGGUGUUGGUCCUUUUUCUCGGGGGCAUUGGCACAUAUUUUCUCCUAGGGGUGGAAAAAGAGCAGAGAGGCUUAAUGCGUUCUCAAAUUGUAUCCUUUUUUUAAAAUCUGUAUAUUACAUGUUUGUCAUUUGUGUUUUUAUUUUGUUAAUUUUUGGACGUUAUCAAUGUUUUACCUUUUGAACUGUUUAUAAAAGUGCUAUAUCCAUCCUGUUAUUUUUUUUACUUUAGGUAUUGAUCAUUUCCACAAUUUUUCCAAUUUAAUUUUAGAGUUUUGGGUUAUGACGGGGAACAGCAAACUUUUAAAGACUAUUUUUAAAUUUAAAGAAAAUAAUAGAUAUUUAUUUUUAAAUGAAGUUAUGUACGGACAUGAUUUGGGCAAUCAAAAGUUAGAUACCCUCAUUUCUAUUCUUCACAACACAGAUCAUUCAGGAGCUAGUGGACAGGAACUGUGCCUUAUUACACAACCAGCUCAUAAAAAGAACAACUCCAUCUUCAUGCACUACUACACUCCUCUGUUAAUGUUACAGCGUGUUUUGCUCAAGUGCAUUUGGGCACUUUUACUUGACACUACAUUUAAAUGACCUUUUUUGGACACACACUGCUGUAAUGAGUAAUCCCAAAUCCAGAGGGCCAGAUUCCCUCCCGCUGAAAUUGAGCCUUUUGAAUCAAAAAUGAUUAUUUCCCCUUUUACCACUUAAUGAAAACCUAUCAGUGAGUAAGCUGGAAAUGAUUAGUUUGCUGCUAAUCUUUGUUGGAGUGAUUGCUGUCACAAGUGUUAAGGAUGGGAAAAACCAGUAUGUCAAGGAAGCAGUUUUUUUGCAGCAGCCGUGGAUUACAAUUCAGACUAAUAUGACCUCGGUGCUGCGGAUGUCUUGACUGAAUCUGUGAAUAUCCAUUUUUAUAUCAAAUUGUGCGUUACUGUUUCUCCCAGGCACUGAAUAAAACCUUUUCAACUACAACAA
Notolabrus celidotus (New Zealand spotty) is the source of this 5644-nucleotide messenger RNA. It is a transcript of the gene col18a1a, whose product is annotated as collagen type XVIII alpha 1 chain a. The record is from RefSeq and is a predicted model, not a curated record. NCBI's taxonomy places the organism in Eukaryota, Metazoa, Chordata, Actinopteri, Labriformes, Labridae. Bases 129 to 4490 code for a protein of 1453 amino acids. The transcript has 42 exons.